ACUUGCCACCGGUUGCCUUGGAAACCAAAAGCACCAGUCGCACGGAUCAUAUCAAAACAAACAACAAACAUGCAAGAACGUAUUGGACAACGCACCGUUUCUGCUGAAUAAGCUGGAUCACAAAUGGAAAACACUGAAGAGGAUGUCAAGAGCCACAAGAGUGACUCAGUGACGAAUUUACCAGAGAAUCAUAGUGGCACCAAUAGAAAAGAAACCAAUGCUGAGCUUACGAGCAGAGCUGAUGACAGAAAAAGUGAUGAGCCAUCCCAUUCUGUUGAGGGCAGACUGCAAUUUGGGAGGCUUUCAACUUUUCUUCAUCAGGUUACCAAAACUGGAAAGACUUAUAUCUGUGACAGAUGUGGGAAUAAUUUUCUUCAGAAAACACAUUUGAUAGUCCAUAAACGCAUCCACAGUGUAGAGAAGCCACACAGCUGUGGCCACUGCAAGAAGAGUUUCACUACAAAAGGCAGUCUGACACGCCAUCAACGCAUCCACAGUGUAGAGAAGCCAUACAGCUGUGGCCAUUGCAAGAAGAGUUUCACUACUAAAAGCAGUCUGACAUGCCAUCAACGCAUCCACAAUGGAGAGAGGCCAUACAGCUGUGGUUAUUGCGAGAAAAAAUUCACAAGAAAAAGCACUCUGACAAACCAUCAACGCAUCCACAGUGGAGAGAAGCCAUACAGGUGUGGCCAUUGCAAGAAGAGUUUCACUACUAAAAGCAGUCUGACAUGCCAUCAACGCAUCCACAAUGGAGAGAGGCCAUACAGCUGUGGCCAUUGCGAGAAAAAAUUCACAAGAAAAAGCACUCUGACAAACCAUCAACGCAUCCACAAUGGAGAGAGGCCAAACAGCUGUGGCCAUUGCAAGAAGAGUUUCAUUACUAAAGGCAAUCUGAAAUGCCAUCAACGCAUCCACAGUGGAGAGAGGCCAUACAGCUGUGGCCAUUGCAAGAAGAGUUUCACUACUAAAGGCAAUCUGAAAUGCCAUCAACGCAUCCACAGUGGAGAGAAGCCAUACAGCUGUGGCCAUUGCAAGAAGAGUUUCACUACUAAAGGCAAUCUGAAAUGCCAUCAACGCAUCCACAAUAGAAAGAGGCCAUACAGCUGUGGUCGGUGUAGGAAGAGUUUUACUCAGAAAGGACAUCAGGUAACCCAUCAGUAUAGCUGCAGAAGAAAGAGGCUACGUCAUGUCUGAAUAUGAUAGGCUUCCGUUUUUCAGAAGCCCAUUACCAACAUACAUUUCAUUACAAAAGCAAAUUCUUGUUGCCAG
Molecule: messenger RNA, 1269 nt
Organism: Poeciliopsis prolifica (blackstripe livebearer)
Lineage: Eukaryota; Metazoa; Chordata; Actinopteri; Cyprinodontiformes; Poeciliidae
Product: zinc finger protein 239-like
Exons: 3
Coding region: 124-1194 (356 amino acids)
Cellular component (GO): nucleus
Source: RefSeq, a predicted model, not a curated record